CCAAAGCAUCCCCUGUCUUAUCCCAAACCAAACACCGCACAACCCCAGUUCCCAUAGCUCUCGGCGCGCCGAAGCAGAGAGGCAUUUCGUCGAACAUGUCGCUCGUCACAGCCUUCCUGGCGGGCGCCGCCGCGCCGGCAGCGGCGCCAAGGACGGCCCGCCCGUCUGCGGGCUUCUUCGGAGUCGGCGGAGGGUGCGCGCUGACGGUGGAGUGCUCGUCGCGGCCGCAGAAGAAGGGAACCAAGCACCACAUGAAGACGCGGCCCAAGAAGACGCAGCGGUGGGACAUCAAGCGCCGCCCCACGCAGUACCCGCCGCUGCCGGCGCUCCCCGAGGACUGGACGCUCGUCGCCGCCGGCGAGACGGAGGACGCGGCGGCGCAGGACGAGGAGUCGGCGCCCGCCGUCGCCGUCGACGUCGAGGUGGUCGCCGCCCCCGCCGCCGCGGACUGAAGCCGUCUCCGCAAACCCCGACCUUUUGUCUCAUGUAUUUCGUCGUUUCCUUGAACUCUUCACCACGCAUGGUUUUUGUUUGAGAUAUUAUGCUAUCGUUUGUGAUUACAGUUAAUCCUGGAUAGUACUCCAAUGGCUGUUGCUGCUUUCGAUUCAGUGGCUUCUUUGCUUGUUGAUCUCUUGGCUUCACGCUACAGCUACUCAAAAUGUUAAGUCUCAAUUCAUCGCUGCGCCGCCUAUGGAUAUGAUUUUUACUUUUUA
Molecule: messenger RNA, 713 nt
Organism: Brachypodium distachyon (stiff brome)
Lineage: Eukaryota; Viridiplantae; Streptophyta; Magnoliopsida; Poales; Poaceae
Product: 50S ribosomal protein 6, chloroplastic
Exons: 1
Coding region: 96-452 (118 amino acids)
Biological process (GO): translation
Cellular component (GO): chloroplast; ribosome
Molecular function (GO): structural constituent of ribosome; rRNA binding
Source: RefSeq, a predicted model, not a curated record